AUGACUUCCAAACCAGCGAUCAAAGAAGAUCCAGUUUGGACUAUUUUGCCAUCAUACUCUAUGUAUGAAUCCACAUUCUACGGACAGCAGAACCCACCUGAGUACGAAGAGUCCCUCACAGGGUCUGAGUCUCUUCACACAAAUACUAAUAGCUGUUCAACUACUCCUACACUGCUUCUAAGUGCUUCAGCAACUAAUGCCACCUCAAAUGGAUCGCAAUCUACCCCCUCUCUUAUUGUGGCGGACGAAAAUACCCGCUUCUGGCGAGAGACCAUUUUGGACAAUAUUCAUAAUUUGAGAAAUUUCACUGAUUCUGACAACAGGAUUCUGAAUCAACUUGAAAUUUCAAUUCAUUUUACAGAAGAUGUCGGAGAAUCAGGCAAAGUGCCUAAACAUGUUGACCCUUCAGUUUUCGAAUAUAAACAAGGCGAUUAUUUGAACGGAUAUAUCCUUCUUGAGAAUAAGUCGUCUGAGCCUAUCAAUUUCGAAAUGUUCUAUGUCCUCUUCGAAGGCAAUUUUGAAGUGGUUAACACCGAUAACACUAAAUCUACUGUCAGGAUUAAAAAGUUUUUGGAAAUGUACGAUUUUGCAGCCUCGUGGAAUCAAUCGUCUGUUGACAGACUUCUCACGGAAGAAUCUGACCAAUUUACUUGUCAAGCAAGAAUUGAUCCAAUUGAUAAUACAGCUCUUUGCAUCCAAAGAAAAAGUUUCGCCCCCGGAAAAAAGUUUAAGAGAUUCUUUACUUUCAAAAUUCCGGAUAAAUUGUUGGAUUCCGAAUGUAAUGAACAUAACCUUGCUGGUCACACCGAAUUGCCCCCUACAGUUGGUGUUUCUUUGAAAGAGAAGAAAAUCAAUAAAGGUAAAGUGGCUCCUGUCAAUGACUUUUCUUUCAUUGAUGCAUCCACAAGUUAUGCUGUCUUGGCAAGAAUUAUUGGUAGGGCCUCUCAAAUUAAGGUAGACGAAGCAGAAAACUUGAAAACAAAAUUGAUCAACUCUACUGGUGAUGAAUUUGUCAUCAUGAAAGAAAACGUUUCGUUCAUUCGUAUUUUGCAGGAUUCUAAUUGCCUAACUGAACCCCAGAAGGCUGUUAAUCGUGAAGCAUCCCGGAUACUAUAUGAGAACUUUGUUAGUCGCAUUAAAGAAAAAAUCAAGAUCGGAAAUCUUUUGAAGAAAGCCAUUGAGCUGGGCGAUGAUUUGAAAGCAGUCGACAUCUCUGCAAGGUUGGCCGAAGAAGAAGCUUCGAUGGGAACUAGUGAUGCGAUUAAAGCAAGACAACUUUACACUCGUUAUGACGACACUUCCAAACAAAUUUAUCUGAAAAAGCCUAAUCUUGUUACUUUGACAGUUCCUAUUCAUAAGAAGACUUUUAUGGGAGGCGAAAAAGUGCAAGGCACCUUCACGAUAUCAAGUCCAGCAACAGACUAUUUGCUUAAUUACAUGCAGCCUGAAAGGUUUAGAUCAGAAGCUGAUUCUUGUGAACAAUUGUGGAAACUCCAAAUUCCACUCAAAUUCACAUACUCUCCAUGUCUCGGAAAUACUUCCAAAGCACCAGAGAUCAGCAAAGUUACGACCGAGUUGGUUGUUUUCACAAUGAAGUCUGAGAAACGUCCAAUUCCUGUGGAGAUUCAUCACGAUUCUUUGUUUAAGAAUUGUGCUCAAAUAACGAAAUCUCUUAAACUGAAAGACGAUUAUGACCAUAUUGUUAAGAAACCAAUGCAAGAAUACUCUAAACAGUUGUAUUCUCUUGUCAAAGAAUUGGGAACUGAAAACUUCAAAGUAGAGAAGUCUUUGGUGGAAGACUUGGCAGCAAUGGCCUCAGCAGAAUCCAAGUAUAAUAACUUGUUGCUCCGCGAAUCGAAGGUUCUUGACUCCAAUGGCAAAAUGCAUGACGCAGAAAAACCAUUGAAAUUCACUUUGAAGCAAACAGAGGAUGGCAGAUUUUCGAGUGAUAUCACUCUUCUAGUCAACGCAACCAAAGCUCAAAAGAAGCAGUUCCCAUUGAAGAAUCUAUCACCCGAUUACAAGUCUUUCAAUGAAUUCUGCUUGGUUCCCAGCUUUCAAACAUGCCUUUUCUCGCGCAUGUAUUAUCUUCGAAUCUUCGUCCAUUUCAGUAACGAUGAGAUUGUUGAGUUUAAAUUACCAGUCACUAUAGCCAAAUUGCCACUUAAUUAA
Molecule: messenger RNA, 2172 nt
Organism: Australozyma saopauloensis
Lineage: Eukaryota; Fungi; Ascomycota; Pichiomycetes; Serinales; Metschnikowiaceae
Exons: 1
Coding region: 1-2172 (723 amino acids)
Biological process (GO): protein polyubiquitination; protein monoubiquitination
Cellular component (GO): ubiquitin ligase complex
Molecular function (GO): ubiquitin-ubiquitin ligase activity
Source: RefSeq, a predicted model, not a curated record